Messenger RNA from Cherax quadricarinatus, 2126 nucleotides. RefSeq names its product selenoprotein S. Gene Ontology annotation, cellular component: endoplasmic reticulum membrane; Derlin-1 retrotranslocation complex; Derlin-1-VIMP complex. Gene Ontology annotation, biological process: endoplasmic reticulum unfolded protein response; retrograde protein transport, ER to cytosol. The record is from RefSeq and is a predicted model, not a curated record. Lineage: Eukaryota; Metazoa; Arthropoda; Malacostraca; Decapoda; Parastacidae.
UGGCAGCCCUGACACAAGGCCACGUCUCACUGACAUAAACAAGAGGGAGGACAGUAGCGCCUCCUCCCUCUCUAAACUAUUAUAUUUCCUCUCAGCCUUCUGAAAAUACGCCAUUAUUGUAUUAAACUAUCACUAAUGGUGUGUGGUGAGAGGAGGCGCACCUCGCUGUGUGAAGGUAGUGGCUGCAGUCACUACCAACAACUGUAUAUUGAAAUAUCUUAGUCACGUCAGUGGUUGUUGUUUCCUAUUACGUGAGUGAAGCUUCUAGAUAAAUUUACAAUGGGGGAACCAGAACAGGUGAUUGCUGAACCUGAUGAGGUGGAAGAUGUGGAUGCUAGUAUUGAUGGCCUCCACCCACCCACACUUGAACAACAUCACCCAUGGCUGAUUUCUUAUUCGAUUAAUUCAGCACUUUCAUGGCUAGCUUUUAAUGGAUGGUACACACUUGGCUUUUUAUUACUUUGCUAUAUUUUGUGGCGCCGUAUAGAGCCAAAAUGCCAGCAGUGGCUAAGAAAGCGAGAAGAAUUUAAAGAAGCCGCAAAAUAUCACAAAGAUCCAGAUAAAGUUCUGGCAAGAGAAAGGGCAUUGGAUGAAGCUCGCCUUCGAAUGCAAGAACAGUACAAUAAAGAUGCACAGAAACAAGCUGAGAAAAGAAAAGAGCAAGAAGAGAAACGAAGGCUUGAACGCAUAGAAGACUGGGAGCGCCACAAGCGAGGGGAUGGUUAUAGAAGUAAGACACGAACUGGCGCAAGUGGAUCAUCUGAGGUUGAGAGUAACAAUGGUAAUAAACCAUCUAGGAAACCAAAACUCAGACCAGAAUACAACCCAUUGACUGGAGACACUGGUGGAGGAACAUGUGGAUGGAGACCAUCUCAACGUGGUGCCUCAGGAGGUGGAUGAGGCUAAGGAAGGUACACACUAAAGUCAUCUCAUCAUUAUAUCCUGGAUUCUCAAUUAAAAUUCCUGAUAGAUACAAGAUUAUCUUAGCUUUUCAUUGGAAAAUCCAUAAAUGUCUAGGAUAAUGAUGAUUGUGUGUACAAAAUACUGUUAGGGUACUUGUGAUCCUGUUCUAUACAUUUUUUUCAAUAAAGAUUCUCAGUCAUGCCUCUUAUAAAGUACUCAACAGUCCCCUCUCAGAAUCCAGGGGAUGUCAAACAAUAUGAUGCUUUGGACCAAACCAGUAUCCAGCUGUGGUUCAAGGCGGAUGCGUUACCUGGCAUCUCAGGUUUUUCAUACUGGUUAAUGCAUCGUCAAGUCACUCACUGAUGUAGAAAAGUUUACACAGUGUAUCGGUAACAAUAUCUAACCCAUGGAUGAAAAACUUGAAUGGAAAUGGGGGAUUCUGAGAAGUGAAAAUAAUAUGCAGUGUACAAUGUAUUUGUUCAAAUAUUACAAAUAUUUAAUUAUUGACUAUGGUAUUUAUUUUUUCAUAGUAUGUAUACUAUAUACUUGAUAAUAUGUAUGCAUAAUGUAUAUGUAUACAGAUGUUCAUUGCUAGUAAUCUUUGAUGCAUCAUAUAGAUAGAAAUUACAGUUCAAUAGGAAAGCUGAUUUUCAGUUUGAUAAAAUAUCACUUGUCAUAAAAAAAGUUAGUUUUUUAAUUAUUAAAUUUUCUAACUUGUUAAAGAAAAGGCAUUUCAAGAAAAUUUUACAUUUAUCAACACAUUUUGAGAUUUGUCAAGUCACACCCAACAAACCAUAUUCUUACUAGAACAGUAAUUGAUUUAAGUAUUCAAAUUUCUGAAACAGAAAAGCCUGUGUCUAAUUUAUUAUUACAGUAAACUCUCAAUUUAAUGAACUUCAGAAUUUAGACAAAAUCUGCUGGGUCAGUUGAUGCAGAAACAACGAACAGGUUCAUUAGUUACACAGUUGCUGAUUGUUCAGUUAUUACUGGAGACCCACUCUUCUCUAGUAGACCAUUAUACUGAGGGUUUACAGCAUUUCUUUAAUUUGGAGGAAACCUACUCUAUCUUGAAAUUAUGACGUACCCUUCUGUACAUAUCAAUUUAAUACACACGCACACUGUUUUUGUCAUAUAUAUUAGUAUACUGUCAUGAAAUAUACUUUAUAAAGAUGUACUCUCUCUUUAAAACUUGCAUAAUAAAAUAAAUUGUUAAUUUGAGCAAA